Molecule: messenger RNA, 1309 nt
Organism: Eucalyptus grandis
Lineage: Eukaryota; Viridiplantae; Streptophyta; Magnoliopsida; Myrtales; Myrtaceae
Product: salicylate carboxymethyltransferase
Exons: 4
Coding region: 11-1096 (361 amino acids)
Biological process (GO): methylation
Molecular function (GO): S-adenosylmethionine-dependent methyltransferase activity
Source: RefSeq, a predicted model, not a curated record
GAAAGGAGGAAUGGGAGAAACAAGUUAUGCUAACAACUCAUUACUUCAGAGAAAGGUGAUAUCGAUGACAAAGCCUAUAACAGAGGCAGCCAUCACAGCUUUCUUCUCCACUAUCGCUGCUACCAUCCCGGCAAGCCUCACCAUCGCAGACUUGGGCUGUUCCUGUGGCCCCAACACUCUCUUCGCCGUGUCUGAGAUCAUAAGCAUCAUGAUCGAUCUCUGCAAUGCGAAGAAGCACAAGCUACCGGAGUUCCAAGUGUUCUUGAAUGAUCUCCCAGGGAAUGACUUCAACACCCUCUUCAGCAGCUUCUUGCCAAGAUUCCAAGAGAAGCUAAGUGAGCAAAUGAAGAGUAAGUAUGGAGCGUCAGCGGCGUUGGCAUGCUUCUUCAAUGGCGUUCCCGGUUCGUUCUGUGGGAGAUUGUUUGCUCAGGAGAGUCUGCACUUCAUUCAUUCUUCAUACAGCCUCCAUUGGCUGUCUCAGGUUCCAAGAGGGCUAGAGGAAAACAAAGGCAACAUAUCCAUGUCAAGAUCGAGCCCUCCGAGUGUGCUUAGGGCAUAUUAUGAGCAAUUCCAAAGGGACUUCUCAACAUUUUUGGAGUGUCGCGGGCAAGAAUUGGUAAUGGGAGGGCGUAUGGUUUUGACCCUCCUGGGUCGAAGAAGCGACGAUCCUUCAAGUGAAGAGUAUCGCCAAUUUUGGGAGCUCUUAGCUAUUGAUCUCAAUGAGAUGGUCACCGAAGGACUCAUAGAAAAAGAGAAACUGGACUCCUUCAAUGUCCCUUAUUACCCACCCUCACCAAAAGAAGUACGCCGGGAAGUUGAAAAGCAAGGGUCAUUCUCAAUCGAUUGCUUGGAGGUGUUCGAAGUGAACCGGGAUGUAUUUGAGACCGAUUUUGACCCUAAUGUUGUCUCAGAGGAAGCGGCAGACAAAAUGGUCGGGUGCCUAAGAGCUAUAGCCGAGCCCUUGCUCGUUAAUCGCUUUGGUGAAGAGAUCAUCAAUGAGGUUUUCAAGAGGUUUAGGGCUAAACUUGGCAACCGCUUGUCCAAGGAAAAGAUUGCAUUGGUCAACAUCAUCAUUUCGCUAAAGAAAAUUACCUAGAUAUAUCGCAAAAAUUGACAAAUAAAUUCAUUAUAGAUGUAUGUACUUCUGUAGUGAAGUUGAAAUAUGAGUGUCAUGAGUAUGUUUACUAUAGUUUGGAAAAGUGGCCGUUUCACUUGUAUUACUUCUAAUGUCGUAUCUCGAAUAAAGAAAAUGCAAGAGACUUGCAUGUUUUCUUUUUGAGGGGUCAAAAGAGACUUGCGAGUCGAAGGG